Aphidius gifuensis is the source of this 3090-nucleotide messenger RNA. RefSeq lists its product as uncharacterized. The transcript has 7 exons. Lineage: Eukaryota; Metazoa; Arthropoda; Insecta; Hymenoptera; Braconidae. The record is from RefSeq and is a predicted model, not a curated record. The coding region runs from base 485 to 2053 and encodes 522 amino acids.
CAAGACCUGGUGGUCUUGAUUGGUGAAAAGAGACAAAAAAAAAUUUGUCUCUCAAUAAUUGAUAUUGUUGCUUGCUGUCUUGCUGUUGCUCUUCAACAAUAAUAAACCCAAUAGGUAUGUGUGUAUUUGGAUGUUUUUUUUUAUGUAAAUGCUGUGACUUUGUGAUUUUUAUAAACAAUUGAAAAAUAGAAUAAAAAAAUAUACACACAUUUGUGAAUAGCAUAAAUAACUGUAAACCGGUGCAUGUUGAACAAUGUUGAAGUAUAACAUGGUGUUGGUGUAAUGGUGUGUCAUUUGUAAAGACAAAUAAAAAACUAUAAACUUAUUAAAAAAAGUUUAUAACUAAUUAAAGUGUAAAACAUUUUAAAAAAUUUAGAAAAUAAGUUAUCUAUUAGUAGAUAAUUGUAAUAGACUAAAGUGACUGAUGUCUAUCUAUCCAAGUAGACAAGAGAAAAAAAAAUUAAUUAAUUGAUUUAUCAACAUCAUGGAAGACGCAGAUGAUAGUUUUAUUCAAAAACAGCUACACAGCUGGAAUCUUGAUAAUUACAUUGAAAUUUUUAAAAGUAAUGGAAUCUUGAAUAAGCAACAGUUAUUAAAAAUAAAUCCUGAUACUAUCAGAAAUAUAUUUUUUGAUUCUUGUUCUGAAUUAGAUUUUUGGAGAAAAUGGGCACCAUUCUGUGCAAGUAAUGCAUUACCAGAACAACAUGAUGGUAAAGAUGAAUCAUGUCAAAAUGUUGCAGCUAUUAGAGCUUCUUUGCAUAAAGAAAUAACAAAAGAAAAAUUAAUGGAAAUAAUUCAACGACAUCAUCUUACAAGAUCGGUAUUUAAAUCAUAUGAACAAAAACAAAAUUUAGAACAUGAUACAAUAAUUGUUGAGGUUAUUGUAAGUGAUCUUGUUGACAUAAGUUCACAAUAUUGGAAUAAUGAACACUUUGAAGUUAUUGCAAAUAAUAUUGUUGAUAUAUUUAAAAGUGAAACAAAAGACACAUAUUACAUUGCACCAGAAAGAAAUAGAUCAGUAAUGGGAAAAAUACCAGAUCGUUUUAGAAAUUUUAUUCAAAAAUGUCGUGAUAUUAGCGGUGAAACUAGAAAACGAGGAAGAACAGUAGAUUUUAUAGAUGUAAAUGGUGUUAAAAGACCACGUUUAAAUGAUAAAUCAGUUGAAGACAGUGUAAGUUGGUUGAAAAAUAGUAAUGGAGCAUGGGAUGAAUUACAAUUACACUGGCAAAAUUCUUAUCAAUAUAGAAUGUCAUGGAUGAAAAUGAAUGACACUAAAACAGCUGAUACAAUAUUUCAAGAAUGGCCUGUAUUACAAUCACCAUAUGCAAUUGAAUUAAUAUUACAAGAUUUUGAUCAAAUGAUACAUCUUGAUGUUAAAGGUACAAUGUGGAAUUGGCCAAAAUUUGUUGAAUAUUUACGUGGAAUGAAAAAAUCAUCUGGCUAUGAUACAGUUGCUCGACGUUUAUUAGAAUUAUCUGAAAAUGAAACAACCACUGAGGGUGGUAGAACAUUACUUGAAUUUCUUCAUUUAGUUCAUUUAUUUCCACCAAAAGGAAAUAAUUCAGAUUUUAAGAAAAAAAAUAAAAGACAAUCUUGUAUGUUUGAAAGUUCAUCUAGUGAACAAAGCAGAGGGGCUGGAAUCCAAUUUUCAAAAGAUAGUCUUGUUAUGAAUGCACCGACAAUUGCUGAAAUGCAAAAUAUUAAAAGAGGAAAAAUGGAAGAUUCUGAUAAAACAUCAAUUGAACCAUAUAUCAUUGGUGUUGGACAAGGUCUAGAAAAAGCAACUGAAUUUUAUGUUAUACUUGAUAAUCAUGAGUAUCAAGUGAAAUCUGGACUAGAAGCAAUUGAUCUUUGCUUUAAAAUAUAUCAUGUUAUGUUUGCUGAAUAUCCAGCUGUUAAUGCUCAUAUUUGGCAAUUAAUUGAAAGAGGAGUUUAUAAAUUUCAUUCGAGAACAAAAAAAAUUCCAAAUAUGGAAAAAUUUUAUAAGGCUGCUGAAGACAAAAAUUUUCUUGAAAUUUCUGAUGUUAAAAGUGAAGUUGUAUAUCUUCUCUAAAGUAUUAAUUAUAAUUUAAUUAACUUGAUGGUUUUUUUUUUUUAAAUAUCUUUCAGAUUGUACAGUUUUUACCUUCAAUGUUUAUUGUAACUUUGGGAGGUUUUUUUUAAGUUUAUAACUAAAUUAAGCAAGUUUUUUGUAUAAAUAUAGAUUAGUAGUUGAUAAAAAAUAUUAACAUAAUCAUUUAUAAUUAUUUGUUAUGAAAAAAAAAAGUAAUAAACAUAAUCAAAUGAAUUUUUUUUCUUUUUUAAGAAUGUCUUUUAAUUGUGUUUAAUAAUAAAAUUCAUAUAUUUUAAUGUUAAUAUCUAAUAUUCACAGUAUAGAUACACAGGAUAAUAUCCCAAUUGCCUUGAUUUUUUAAAUUUUUUUUAUAUUAAAUAUAUAAAAUCAAUACCGAGAUGUUACAAGAUCAAUUGAUCAAAUGAAAAAAAAAAAUUAAAUAAUUUUAUCUGUCUUUUUAAAGAUUAAUUUCUAACAUUUUUUUUUUUUUUUUCUUUUUGAUCUUUUAAUCGGUUGUCUUUAAAUGCACAACUUAAAGUUACUAAUUAUUAUUUUUUUCUUUUUUUUUUUCUAUCUAUAAAUUUGAUUUAUUUACACUUAGAUUUUAUUUAUUGUGUACUUUAAGGCCAAAUUAAUACGUAAUAUUUGACAUAGUUGUAUAAAAAAAAAUAUAUGUAUAAAUAAUCAACACAAUGAUGCUCAGUUAUUAUGAAAUAAAUCCAAUAAAAAUUUACAAAUUGAAAACUAAAGAAGACAUACAAAUUUUCAUCUAUUUGCAUUUUUUGUUUUUGUUUUUUUUUUUUUUUUUUAAAUAGAUAAAAAAACUAUUGUCAAAAUUAUUUAAAGUUUAAAUAUAUUAACAAGUAAUCUCGCUGUUUUUCUUUGUUGAUAGAAAUAAUUUUUAUAAAAUUAUGAAGAAAAAACGUUCAGAUAUAAUGAAAACCAAAAGGAAGACGUACGAUUUAUCUGUGCUGUUUUUUAAUCGAUGGCUUUCAACAAGUAGUAAACAAAUAAAAACAUCACAUCAUCAACAUGUU